AUGCCUCGCGAUACGCCUCCCGACGUAGUGUCGUAUUCGACGGUGGUGGCAGCGUGCCGACGCGGGGGAGCCACGCAGCAGGCGCUGGACUUGCUCGACGAGAUGAGAGCGGGCCGGUGGCGCGAGGCCCUGCAGAUGUACGACGACAUGCCGUCGUCACUGCCGCCAAACGAGGCGCUGCUGCAUGCGGCCGUCGUCGCCGCGUCUGCCGGCGGGGAGUGGCGGCGGUCGCUCGAGCUGCUCGGCGCGGGACAGCCGCGGGCGGCGCUGGCGCUACUCCGGCACAUGCGCUCUCUCGACGUGAAGCGGUCGCUGCUCACGUACAACGCGGCCCUUGGCGCCAUGGCGCAGGGAGGGUGCUGGGAGGAGGCGACGGAGCUGCUCGCCGAGAUGGGGCGGGAGCGGGUGAAGCCGACCCUGAUCUCGUUCAAUCUCGCGCUGGACGCCUGCGCAAAGGCAGCGCGCGGAGACGCGGCGAUGGACUUGCUGCAACAGUUGCGCGGCAGCAGGCGGCUCGCGCCGGACGUGGUUUCGUACACGUCCGUCAUCACCGCCUUCUCGCGCGCCGGCGACGUGGCGCCGGUCCUCGGGCUGCUUGGUGCGAUGGAGGAGGGGGGGACCGCCGAGCCCGACGACUUCACAUGGUCGUCAGCGGUCGCGGCGUGCGACCGGGCGGGCGAGUGGGCGCAGGCCCUCGCUCUCUUCCGCGGCCUUCGAGCCGCGGGCGGCGCCACCUCGGCCGCCGUGUGGAACGCGGCGCUGUCGGCCGCCGGCGCUGGGGGGCAGUUCGAGGAGGCGUCCACUCUGUUGGCCGAGAUGCGCGCGGCGGGGUUCGAGCCCGGGCUGCGCGCGCUCAACGCCGUCCUCCGCGCCGCGGAGAGCGCCGGCGAGGGCGAGGCCGCGAUGGAGCUCCUCUCGGCGAUGCGGCCCGGCGCGGAGCCCGACGCCGCCUCGUACGCUUACGUCGUCGGCGCGCUCGGGCGACAGGGGCGGGCGGAGCUGGCGCUGGGCGUGUGGGGCGCGAUGCUCGACGAGGGCGUGAGAGCGGACGCGCGCUCUUUCGCUGCCCUCCUCGCCGCACUCACCGCCGCCGGCCGGGCGGACGCCGCGCUGCAGACGUGGGAGGACGCUCGCUCUGCGGGUGGCGAGACGCCGUCGGCGGGCUGCUAUCGCGCCGCCAUCGCCGCGUGCGAGGCUGGUGGCGAGUGGCGGGCGGCGGUUGGCCUCUGGGAGGAGAUGGGCCGCGCCGCCAUGUCGUCGCCUCUCGUACCGCUCUCGAGCGCCCACAGCGCCGCCUUCGCCCAAGGCGUGCCGCUGCUGGCGCUCGCCGAGGCAGAGACGUGA
Emiliania huxleyi CCMP1516 is the source of this 1344-nucleotide messenger RNA. RefSeq lists its product as hypothetical. The transcript is spliced from 5 exons. The record is from RefSeq and is a predicted model, not a curated record. Gene Ontology annotation, molecular function: protein binding. Lineage: Eukaryota; Haptophyta; Isochrysidales; Noelaerhabdaceae. The coding region runs from base 1 to 1344 and encodes 447 amino acids.